Molecule: messenger RNA, 1842 nt
Organism: Chenopodium quinoa (quinoa)
Lineage: Eukaryota; Viridiplantae; Streptophyta; Magnoliopsida; Caryophyllales; Amaranthaceae
Exons: 3
Coding region: 1-1842 (613 amino acids)
Source: RefSeq, a predicted model, not a curated record
AUGGCGGCAAAUGAUAAUUACCAUCCAGGAGGACAACGUAAUGUUAAAAAGGGAGGUAUGCAUGAUGUUGAUGCUCUAACCCUUUUAACUAGCUCUAUGGAGGCAUUGACAAGCAAGUUUGACAAGUUCCAAGCAACAUCUUCUGGCUCAUCUGCUGAAACUUGUCAAAUUUGUAAUGUACAAGGUUACAUUGCCCCUGCUUGUCCACAAAAUUCACAUGAGAUGACGAUUGAGGAAGCCAAUGCAUUCUACACUUUAAAUCCCAAAAGGCCAUAUGAUCCUCAUUCAAACACAUAUAAUGAAGGUUGGAAACAUCAUCCAAAUUUCUCUUACAAGAAUACCCAAGCUCAACAAAAUCCACCUCCACCACCACCUCAAAAUAACAAUUAUAAUGCACCACCUGGCUUCCAAGCAAGACCACCUCUAGUCCAAAAACCUAUGCAACCACCUCCACAAAAAUCCAACCUUGAGUUAAUGCUUGAGAACUUCGUUACCACAACGAACAACAACAUCCAACAACUACAAGCUCAGAACAAGCUCAUGGAAAACCAAAUAAGUCAACUUUCUCAUCAAUUGGAAGAUCCUCCUACGAGGGAGCCAUCAAGGGAGGUUGUUGAUGAGGUAGUCUCAAAAGAGAAGGUGGUCGAUGGUACUGCGAUUGAGGAUGAGCCAAAGGCAUCAACUCCACCACCACUUAUUCCAUAUGUGCCGCAAGUUCCUUUCCCGCAAAGGUUGGCUCAAGCUAAGUUAGAGAAGAAGUAUGGAAAAUUUCUUGAUAUUUUGAAGAAGCUUCACAUCAACAUUCCAUUCUUAGAUACAAUAUCCGAGAUGCCAUCUUAUGCAAAAUUUUUGAAGGAUAUGCUCUCUAACAAGAAGAAGCUAGAGGAGAAUGCUACUGUUGUGUUGAAUGCAGAGUGUAGUGCUAUUUUGCAAAAUACACUUCCUAAGAAAUUAGGUGAUCCGGGUAGCUACUCAAUUCCAGUGAAGCUUGGGGAUAUUGAGAUCAACAAGGCAUUAUGUGAUCUUGGUGCAAGUGUGAGUCUCAUGCCGCUCUCUAUUUGCAAGAAACUUCAAAUGGGUGAAUUAAAGCCUACGUGCAUGUCUCUACAACUUGUGGAUAGGUCGGUGAAGUUUCCCUUGGGUAUACUUGAAAAUGUUCCUCUUCGCGUGGGAAAAUUCUUUAUCCUAUGCAAUUUUGUUGUGAUGGAAAUGGAGGAGGAUGCACAUGUCCCUAUUAUAUUUGGUAGACCAUUUUUAGCCACUGCUGGUGCAAUCAUUGAUAUGAAGAAUGGAAGAAUCACUUUCGAGGUGGGAGACGAGAAAAUGGAGUAUUCACUCUUGAAUGCUAUGGGAACUCCUUCCGUGGGAGAAACUAUCUGCCAAGUGGAUGUCCUUGAUGACUUAGAACGUGAGCAACUUCCCUUGAUCAAGACAGAUGAUGCACUGGAAACGGUGUUGGUGGGAAGCAUCAAUGAGGAAGAUUGGGAAACAAGGGAGUACACGCGGCUACUUAAGGAAGGAAAAGCAAAUCCAACCACUGCUCUACUGAAAGAAGUCCUUAGUGUAUCAAGUGUCGGGGAGAGUACUACGCCUCCCGAGGAAAAGACCACUUUCACAUGUCUCUAUGGCACCUUCGCCUAUCGAAGAAUGCCAUUUGUCUUAUGUAAUGCUCCAGCCACGUUCCAACGUUGUAUGAUGGCAAUUUUCUCAGGUCUUAUUGAAAAUUCAAUGGAAGUAUUUAUGGAUGACUUUUCUGUCCAUGGAACAUCUUUUGAUGUAUGUCUUGAAAAUUUGGAAAAGGUGCUCCAUAGAUGUAAGGAAGUCAAUUUAAUUUUAAACUGA